GCUUGAGUCCUAACCCUUCUUUCCUUAAGCAGCGGACGUGACAAACGUGGUCCAAAGUGUGAUAUUACAGCAUGCUAGCAUUAACACAUUUGUGAAACACUACAGUGUGGGCAUACAUGUCGACGCCCAGGCAAUUGUCCGGGGUUUACCGGCCCAAAAGCAGUUAAUGCGCUUUGCCACUUCUAUGAGUCGGUCAAUUAAACCCCGACGACCGUACAAGCUCGACGACACCAGCUGUGUCAAUGAAGUACCUCGCGUGCGCGCUUUGCAGGAAUACGUUCGUGAACGUACAAUCAUGGAUCGGAUGAUGAGGGGACCACGGACGAGAAAGGCUCGGAGCCAUAUUACUCCGAUAGUUCCUAGACCUCUGAACGGCUUAGAAGUGCAAUGAACCUUUCGCAACUAAAGGUCGGGAAUUUAGGUUGCCUAUUUAUCUAGUAUCAUGGCUUGAGCAAUACUGCAGGU
This is a messenger RNA of Aspergillus steynii IBT 23096, 465 nucleotides long. RefSeq lists its product as uncharacterized. Bases 167 to 391 code for a protein of 74 amino acids. The record is from RefSeq and is a predicted model, not a curated record. The transcript has a single exon. Lineage: Eukaryota; Fungi; Ascomycota; Eurotiomycetes; Eurotiales; Aspergillaceae.